Messenger RNA from Camelina sativa (false flax), 1490 nucleotides. The record is from RefSeq and is a predicted model, not a curated record. NCBI's taxonomy places the organism in Eukaryota, Viridiplantae, Streptophyta, Magnoliopsida, Brassicales, Brassicaceae.
CAAAUCAAACAAGCUAAUCCCGAUCGAUCCAGGAAGAUCGUCAUGAUUCUUGUAAGUAAGGACCCUUCUCAAAUUAUGUUUAAUUUCUGGGUUUCUCACCGUAUUUCUAUUUUUCUCCAUCUGGGUAUAGUUGUAUACUUGAUUGAUUGCUUCUAUUUCAAUAGAUUUGUUGAUAAAUUUUGUCAAAUUUACCGUUCCUCGUAAGACCACUCUCGUCUUAGGGAUUUUGCAAGACAUUAUUAUAUAUCAGUACCGUUUAACUUUCGUGUUCAUCCAUAAAACCGUAUAACAGCGAGAAUAUGUUGAGAAGAACGAAAGAAUCUGGAUUUGUUUCAUUUCUAUUUUAAUGGGCUUUGUUUCCUAUUCCACUACAAGUUAAAAUAAGUUUGGGUUUUUGUUCUGUUGUUGGCUUUUGUUUCUGCCAUAAGUAUAAACCGAAGCUUGUAGGAAAGUGAAGUCUAAUAAUACAAAGUGGUUAUUGAUGAUCUUAUUGGUGAUAUGGCUAUCUCUACUUACUCUGUGUGCCGGGAGGCCAUUGUACUCACUCCCUGGUAAAGAACCUCACACUGUUAAGCUUCCACUUCAGACUUCACGUCCUUAUAACAUCGCACACAGAGGUUCCAACGGAGAGAUCCCUGAAGAAACUGCAGCUUCUUACUUGAGGGCAAUUGAAGAGGGUACAGACUUCAUAGAAACAGAUAUCUUAUCAUCCAAAGAUGGUGUGCUUAUAUGUUUCCAUGAUGUUAUCCUUGACGAAACAACUAAUGUUGCCACCCACAAGGAGUUUGCUGAUCGUGAAAAGACAUAUGAGGUGCAAGGAUUCAACGUCACUGGCUUUUUCCCUUUUGAUUUUACUCUCAAAGAACUGAUACGUACAAAACAGAGAUAUGCUUUUCGCGACCAGCAAUAUAACGACUCGCCCAAAGUCCUUCUAAUAGACGACAUAACGAUGCCAACACAAGACACUAACCAGACAUACGCAGAAAUCACAUCAGAUGCGUAUUUUAACUACAUUAAGCAAUAUGUUGUGGGGAUCGGACCAUGGAAGGAUACAAUUGUUCCAGUAAAUAACAACUAUAUGCUAGCCCCAACAGAUUUGGUCAAAAGAGCUCAUGCACAUAAUCUACAGGUAAUGUAGCCGAUGACUUUGGUGAUGAACAUUGUGAGUACCAGUGGAAUCCAGCUUAUAGUUUCUCAGAAACCACAUCAAGCUUUUCGCCAGAGAUAAACCGUAAGAACCAUGAUGAAGCCAGCCAAGAUUAUAUCGCAUCGCUCUGUGAGAACCCGGAUCCUACCACUGAUCAUAGAUACAUCUCUGAGAUUCUAUUAGCUUCGGGUCUUCUCCUCAGAGACCUUGGCUCAGGAUUGACAACCUUUCAGCUACACCCUUCUGGCCACCCAAUCAAUCCCGAGCUGUUCUUUGUUCUUGAGCAGACAAAGGGAAGCAGCACUAUGCAUUUACACAAAGAGGAAAGUAAGGUUCUGAAAAA